Macroventuria anomochaeta is the source of this 2551-nucleotide messenger RNA. RefSeq lists its product as uncharacterized. Gene Ontology annotation, biological process: regulation of DNA-templated transcription; DNA-templated transcription. NCBI's taxonomy places the organism in Eukaryota, Fungi, Ascomycota, Dothideomycetes, Pleosporales, Didymellaceae. The coding region runs from base 437 to 2551 and encodes 704 amino acids. Gene Ontology annotation, molecular function: DNA-binding transcription factor activity, RNA polymerase II-specific; zinc ion binding; DNA binding. The transcript has 5 exons. The record is from RefSeq and is a predicted model, not a curated record.
AGCAAGAUGUGCAUCAUCAAACGCGUGACAUUGAGCUCUGGCUGGACUGAAGGCAUGAUCUCUGCAAGAUUUGUCUGCCAGGAUGCGAAAUUGACGCGAGACGUUUCGGAGGGUUCACAGAUAUUGGAGAGACUCUACACCCUCGAAGAUGUGUAGCAAGACUUCGGGUGGUAAGGUCUACAUGUUAUGCAAUGCAUGUCAUACAAGAGACAUGUAUCGUGAAAAGGGGGUGGAAGAGGGGCAACGAACGCUGGUGGGGAAACGCGAAAUGACGCGCUAGUGCUGCUUAUGUCAUAAGUCCGCAUCAUCACCCUGCGACCACUUGUGAGCAUCCUGUCUCUCUGGUACAAACGCGAGAUCUAUCUUGAUGCGUAAAUGCAGCACUUCUUAAGGCUUGCUGAAAACAUUAGGGCCGUCACGUGAGUUGCAGGCGUGAAUGCGUUUGUGUGGUGGACCUGCUUUUUUUUUCGGAUUUACUUCUUCAGCUCAAACCCGCUCCUCCGAAGCUCGAUCCUUACAGCCCCCCAUGUCAGCUCUUACGACUCCGAACGGCAGCGCUCGUAACGGAACAGAUACCGUCGUCUCAGGUAGAGUCUCGAAGAACCCAAAAGCAUGCGAGGAGUGUCGACGCAGAAAGCAGAAGUGUGAUGGCAAAACGCCAUGCAAUCUGUGCAGUAAGCGGAACAGCCAAUGCACUUAUCGAUCCUACAUUCGACAGCGUGCCGGGCGGGCGUCUUCAACAUACCAAAACUCAUCGGUGACACCUAGCAAAGAAAUUCCCUCAAACAGUCUACCUCGAGAGACCAUUGCGGCACCAAUCAACAAUGACAACGAUGAACCCUCAGACGGCCUGCCUCGGUCAAUGCCGCCCCGUUUAGCAAUCUUCAAUAACAUUCGAGCAACACAGGAUACAUCACGAGGAAGAACCGAAUUGUUCUACGGAGCUUCAUCGCCAUUCUCUGUCUUGCAGCAUCUCGAUGCUCACCUUCCUAUGCAAGGAGCGCGUGCUGUCUAUCCUAGUCUUGGUGCGGAAGCGGUUCAGAACGGUGACAGGAGUAUCAGGAGCUACAACUACCAGAACAUUAUUUUCGACCAUCUACCAGAUCCUAUUCCGUACCUUAAUGGCUUCGACGCUACCAGCUAUGCCUCAGCAAAGAUUGCAUUACGUAACUUCUUGGUGACAGCGUGCCCUCGAUUGCCGUUCCUAGACUCAAACACUCUGUGCGCCAAUUUCGAAAAGUUGUACAGUCUGAAUGGUGGUACUAUCCUGUCCACUGCCUGUAGAGCUCUGGUUAUCGCCGCACUGGGGUUGGGUGCAUUGCCGCUCACUGACCUUCCAUACAGGCAGCUUUUUCUUGCGCAAGCUCGAACAGAAGCAGUAACCAUAAUGUACGAUAUCAAUACAAAGACGGUGCAAGCGAGUCUGAUGUUGGCGCAAUUCGAAUUCGAGGCUGGUAGUCCAAACAUCUGCUACCUGCACCUUGGCGGCGCUAUUCGCAAAGCAUUUGCGGCUGGAGUGCAUAGGAGCAACACCCACGAAUCGGAACAAACAAUGUGGACUUUGUAUUGCAAUGAAAGCUUGAUAUGCUUCAUAUUGGGUAAACAACCCGGCUUGGCUGAUGAAGACAUCGCCUUCCCACGGCCUGAGGAUACAUCUUAUAUGGCCUACUUCGUUCGGCUGUGUGCUAUUGUUCGCUCUGCCUAUCGAAUCUAUCAUCUUGACGAUACGGUUAUGGCGGAUCUAACUGCCGCUCAAGCUGUAUAUCAACAGCUGUACGGGUUUUCGACACUACUCAAAGAGAACACUCGGCUCGAGAUUGGUGGCCAACUCUACGCGCUAGCAGGAGAGGAUCUAGCGUGGCACAUCACCUUCUCAUACGUGUUCUAUGUGACGAAGUUGCUGCUCUUCAGACCGUUCCUGCUAUUGUGUCUGGAGUUGAAACGCCGUGGAGUGAUAGACAUUCUUAAGGAGCGCAACGGCGGUGUCGAGAUGACAGUGCUGUAUGAGACUGCCGAGCGCUCCGUUGGCUCUGCAAGAGACAUUAUUAAUUUCAGCGACUCCUUGUUUUUGUUGCAGAUCGGGACCGAGGGCCUGUACAAUCAUGGGUUUUAUCUCGAGAGUGCAUGUUUCAUACUUGCGCUUGCAGCUGUUCACCACAGCAGCCAUCUUUCUUCUGACUGCUUCGAGAAGCUUCACAUCGGUUUUAAACUACUACGACAAUUGGGAUCUCACGAGCCUGUGCGAAGCACUAGCGCAGCAGUAGAGCAAAUGAUCAACAGGAUUCGUGAGUUACCAGGAAGACCCGGGUCAGGUGUUGGGCAAACUGUCGAUGAUGGCCAGUUAUCGACUGCCAUGAGCAGCCCGUCGAAUCCCACAACCCAGCCAGCCGUCUCGCUUGAGGCCACAUCCGCCCUCGACCCUAUGCAAGAUGCUUUGAAUACCGUUGGGUGGGAUCAUGACCUUUCUUUGGACGACUUGUGGUCCAUGAUGGACUGGAAUGUUGGAUUUUCAUCGAUGGAUCCCAUCUCAACGACCAUGGCAGAACUGUGA